AUGGUCUCACUCGCUGCUCCCGUCGCCGCGCUGCCGUCAUCCAACGCCAAGGCGGCGAUUCCAGGUCCCAGUCUCAAGCGCAAGCACAUGGAUUCCGACUCUGACACUGAAGCCCCUGCCGUUGCAAGGAGCAAGAAGCCGCGGGUCUCGUUCGACCCUACUGUCGACAUUCGCCUGCUGGAGGACUUUGACGAGAAAGGCAUCGAGCUCGUUCGCGAGGAGGUGCGACGCGCCAUAGAUAAGCACGUCGCGGGCGACAGUGCGUCCUACGACGAAAUCAAGACUCUCUUCACGACCCGCCCUACCGCAAGCGCUGCUCCAAGCACCAAGCUGCUGGGCAAAUAUGUCGUUGCUCUCAUCGGAAACGUGAGCCUGCUGAACAAGAACUGCUCCGGACUUGUCCACGCCAUCCUCGACUGCCAAUGGCUUGCUCGAGACGAGGCUUUCAAGCGACUCUAUGUCACGCUUCUCGCGAGCUUGAUGUCUGCACACGGAGGAUACACCGGCCAGGUUCUCCAAUCGCUUGUGAAGUACUUUCAUGGUGUCCCCUCCCCGAACCUCCGUCACGAACGAGACCCGCCCAUCACCCGGUCAGAGCUUCGGCAACGCGUGCACGAGACUCUCAAGCGCCUCCUCAAGCUCAUCCCCUCAGCAAGUGGUGUCUUGACCUCCUUGCUGCAGUCUUCGUUCCCGUCUACGCAGGAAACUGCCAAGGUGUACCUCACGUACCUCAACAACCUCAUGGAGCUCAUGGAGUAUGCGCCGGAACUCAAGGGCUUGGCUCUGGCUCUCAUCACCGAGAACCUCGUCAAGCUUGACGUCCAGAUCCAAGUGGACAUGGAAGAUCUAGAAGAGGAAUUUGAGGAGGCCAUUGUACAAGAAGCUCUCUACAAGCGCGAAGAAAUCGACGAGGAGGAAGACGAUACCGAUGCCGGGGAUGAGGACGAAGAAGACAGCGAUGAUGACUCGUCCAGCGAUGACGGCUUGGACAGCGACCAAAGACGCAUCCAGGAACUCAAGGACUCGGUUGGCAAGAUGGACAGCAUUCUCGACAUCCUCUUUGAGUACUACCACCGUAUCUUCGUCACGGGCACGCAUGUAGAUGCCUUGGAAACGUUCGAGUUUCUGCUCGCCCAGUUCAAGAAUAUUAUCCUGCCAACCUACCGGUCCCGGCAUACGCAAUUCCUCCUCUUCCACUUUGCGCAAUCAUCGCCACUCUUCGCCGACAAGUUCACAUACGUUUGCGCCGAGCUUGCAUUCGACAAGACCCGCCCGCAAAUCAUGCGACUCGCUGCUGCGGCUUACCUUGCUAGCUUCAUCGCUCGCGGCGCACAUGUGCCCCGGCAUGCUGUGCAAGCUGUCUUCCAGGUUCUUGGGCAGCAGCUUGAUGACUUUCGGCUACGGAACGAGGGAAACUGCAAGGGGCCGGAUCUGCGUCGCUACACUGGCUACUAUUCCCUGGCGCAGGCACUCCUCUACAUCUUCUGCUUCCGCUGGCGCGACCUUAUUGUUAGCGAGACGGACAGUUACGCGGAUGACGAAGAAAUUCUUUUCCAAGGUGGCGACCUGGCCUGGCUGCCCGGUAUGAAAGAGAUGAUGAUGCGCAACAUUUACUCCAAGUUCAACCCACUUAAGGUCUGCUCUCCUGGUGUUGUCACCCAGUUUGCUCGCAUCGCACAUCACCUUCGCUUCCUCUAUGUAUUCCCACUGCUCGAGACGAACAAGCGGUUGAAGCUCUCGCGCUUCGUGUCCGCCGGUGCUAUGUACGGCAUGCAGGAGAGAGAGACGGCCCUAUCUGCAAAAAAUAACGAGAGUGCAUUCCAGUUGGACUCGUACUUCCCUUUCGACCCGUACAGUCUCCCGAGAAGCAAGCGUUGGAUGGAAGGCGACUACAACGAAUGGAAGAGUAUCCCAGGCCUUGAUCAGGAGGAGGCGGACGAUUACAGCGACUCGGACUCGCAAGCAGAUGAGUCAGACGAUGAGGAAACCUUCGAGGACGGCACCGCCACGGAGGCUAGCACAUGA
Messenger RNA from Lasiodiplodia theobromae, 2025 nucleotides. RefSeq names its product RNA polymerase i-specific transcription initiation factor rrn3 family protein. Gene Ontology annotation, biological process: transcription initiation at RNA polymerase I promoter. The record is from RefSeq and is a predicted model, not a curated record. Gene Ontology annotation, molecular function: RNA polymerase I core binding; RNA polymerase I general transcription initiation factor activity. Lineage: Eukaryota; Fungi; Ascomycota; Dothideomycetes; Botryosphaeriales; Botryosphaeriaceae. Gene Ontology annotation, cellular component: nucleus. Bases 1 to 2025 code for a protein of 674 amino acids. The transcript is spliced from 2 exons.